CACCUGGAAGAAGAAUCAGAACAAGAGCUUUCUCAACAGGUUCUUACUGCGAGCUCGCUUCUGGAAAAAUCCUUGAAAUCUGUGCAAAAGCGGGGAAAACAAGAAUUUUCUCAAGAGAUUGUUGUAGAGAAUUCGCAGCUUGAGUAUUCAAAGCAUGUGACAGGCAAGAAGCUUCCUCCUGGAGGGAUGCCCAGCCCUGAUGUAUCAGAUCCUAAACAGUUCUCAGAAUUUGCUAGAAAGAAGCCCACAAAAAAUAAGAAAUAUGAUGCUCCUGAAAGAAUUGUUUGUCCUCAGAGUGGGUGCACAAAGAAGUUAAGGAAUAGAGCUUCCCUGAGAAAGCAUCUCCUUGUUCAUGCUCCCCGAGAUCAUGUAUGUGCAGAAUGUGGGAAAGCAUUCAGUGAGAAAGCAAAACUAAAAAGACAUUUUCUGGUUCAUACUGGAGAGAGGCCAUUUCGGUGCACUUUUGAAGGGUGUGGAAAACGCUUUUCCCUGGACUACAAUUUGCGUACCCAUGUACACAUCCAUACUGGGGAGAAACGUUUUGUGUGUCUCUUUGAAAGCUGUCACAAGAGGUUUGUCCAGUCAAAUAAUAUGAAAGUUCACAUCUUAACUCAUACAAAGACCAACAAUAAUCAGUGA
This is a messenger RNA of Suricata suricatta (meerkat), 639 nucleotides long. Its product is annotated as zinc finger protein 42 homolog. The annotation marks the transcript as partial. The record is from RefSeq and is a predicted model, not a curated record. The transcript has a single exon. Gene Ontology annotation, molecular function: RNA polymerase II cis-regulatory region sequence-specific DNA binding; DNA-binding transcription factor activity, RNA polymerase II-specific. Gene Ontology annotation, biological process: regulation of transcription by RNA polymerase II. Lineage: Eukaryota; Metazoa; Chordata; Mammalia; Carnivora; Herpestidae. Gene Ontology annotation, cellular component: transcription regulator complex; PcG protein complex.